Messenger RNA from Mauremys reevesii (Reeves's turtle), 3853 nucleotides. RefSeq names its product adhesion G protein-coupled receptor E3-like. Gene Ontology annotation, biological process: adenylate cyclase-activating G protein-coupled receptor signaling pathway; cell surface receptor signaling pathway. The coding region runs from base 123 to 2978 and encodes 951 amino acids. The record is from RefSeq and is a predicted model, not a curated record. The transcript is spliced from 21 exons. Gene Ontology annotation, cellular component: membrane. Gene Ontology annotation, molecular function: calcium ion binding; G protein-coupled receptor activity. Lineage: Eukaryota; Metazoa; Chordata; Testudines; Geoemydidae.
ACGAGUGUCAGGGCCCGAGCCCGGCAGACUGCGGACCCCACACAAACUGCACCAACGUGCCUGGGAGUUACUACUGCACCUGCAUCGAUGGCUACGAGCCCAGCUCUGGGAAAGCCAACUUCAUGCACGCGAGUGAGAACAGCUGCCAGGAUAUUAACGAGUGUCAGGGCCCGAGCCCGGCAGACUGCGGACCCCACACAAACUGCACCAACGUGCCUGGGAGUUACUACUGCACCUGCAUCGAUGGCUACGAGCCCAGCUCUGGGAAAGCCAACUUCACGCACGCGAGUGAGAACAGCUGCCAGGAUAUUGACGAGUGUCUGGGCCCGAGACCGCCAGACUGCGGACCCCACGCAAACUGCACCAAUAUGCCUGGGAAUUACUCCUGCAGCUGCACCAAUGGCUACGAGCCCAGCUCUGGGAAAACCAAGUUCACCCACGCGAGUGAGAACAGCUGCCAGGAUAUUAACGAGUGUCAGGGCCCGAGCCCGGCAAACUGUGGACCCCACGCAAACUGCACCAACGUGCCUGGGAAUUACUCCUGCACCUGCAUCGAUGGCUACGAGCCCAGCUCUGGGAAAGCCAAGUUCACACACGCGAGUGAGAACAGCUGCCAGGAUAUUGACGAGUGUCUAGGCCCGAGCCCGCCAGACUGCGGACCCCACGCAAACUGCACAAAUAUGCCUGGGAGUUACUACUGCAGCUGCACCAAUGGCUACGAGCCCAGCUCUGGGAAAGCCAAGUUCACCCACGCGAGUGAGAACAGCUGCCAGGAUAUUGACGAGUGUCAGGGCCCGAGCCUGGCAGACUGCAGACCCCACACAAACUGCACCAACAUGCCCGGGAGUUACUAUUGCACCUGCAUUGAUGGCUACGAGCCCAGCUCUGGGAAAGCCAACUUCACGCACGCGAGUGAGAACAGCUGCCAGGAUAUUGACGAGUGUCUGGGCCCGAGCCCGCCAGACUGCGGACCCCACGCAAACUGCACAAAUAUGCCUGGGAAUUACUCUUGCAGCUGCACCAAUGGCUACGAGCCCAGCGCUGGGAAAGCCAAGUUCACCCACGCGAGUGAGAACAGCUGCCAGGACAUCGACGAGUGCAACAAGACCACAGAUAUCUGUGGCCCCAACACCAUGUGCAUCAACACCAAUGGGAGCUACCGGUGUGAGUGCCGGGCUGGCUACAUCCCCUCCAAUGGGAACACGACCCUGUGCAAAGUCCCCAGCAUUAACUCCAGCGUUCAGUUCGUGGCCAUCAAAGAGACGUUCAGGAAUUUCUCUCUGCAGGGAAAGCGGAGCGGUGAAAGCAGGAAUGUUUCCUCUUUCCUUAAUUCGACCUUCAACAUUUUGAUGUCCAUGUUUGGAGACGGGAAUGCGACGUUAUCACUGGAGAACGCGACUCUCCCUUUCAACUCGGUCCUGAAGAGCACCUCCCGCUUGGACGGUGGAGGCAAGGGCGAGGUUGUGUCGGCUGUAACGUUUGUCCUGCAGACAAUGGAACUGUCCACGCUGGCCAUUGCGCUCCAGUCUCCGGAGAGGACAACACAGGACGUGACCACAGAGUCUCUGGCUAUCCAGACACGGCUCGUCACAGGGAACUGCAGCCAGCACAGCGAGGUCUUCACGCUGAGAGCUCACAAGGAGACGAUGGUCGUGCACUGUGAUACAAUCAACGGGACAGCCACACAAGCUGGUGUGGGGGCUGCUGCUUUUAUUUCCUACUCCACCCUGGACUCCAUCAUCAGUGCGAGACGUCUCAGCGAGGGAAAUCUACCAGCUGGUGGGAAGCUGGAGAAGAGUCACCUCAACUCCAGGGUGGUGAGUGGGGCCAUUGGAGACGGGAGCCCCGUUCAUCUCUCCAGCCCCGCAAACUUCACCCUGCGACAUAAACAGGCCAAAAAAGAGGAGGAAGAGGCUCUCUGCGUCUACUGGAAAGUGGUGGCCGAGAGCGGCAGCUGGUCUCCGGACGGCUGCACCGCCGUGCACACGAACAGCACUCACACCACCUGCAGCUGUGACCAUCUCUCCAGCUUCGCCAUCCUAACGGCUCCCACCGCAGUGACGGAGAGCUACCCACUGACCAUCAUCACCUACGUGGGACUGACCCUCUCCCUGCUGUGCCUCCUCCUGGCCAUCCUCACCUUCCUCCUGUGCCGCUCCAUCCGCAACGUCAGCACAUCCCUCCACCUGCAGCUCUGCCUCUGCCUCUUCCUGGCCGACCUGCUCUUCCUCACCCAGGUGACCCGCCCCGGCAGUCAGGUGGCGUGUGCUGUCAUUGCUGGCCUCCUACACUACCUCUUCCUGGCCUGCUUCAGCUGGAUGUUCCUGGAGGGGCUGCACCUCUUCCUCACCAUCAGGAACCUGCAGGUCGUGAAUUACACCAGCGCCGGCCGGUUCAAGAAGAGAUUCAUGUAUCUGUUCGGCUACGGAUUCCCAGCCCUGGUGGUGGCUAUUUCUGCAGCGGUGAAUCCUGGUGGCUAUGGAACUUCCACACACUGCUGGCUCAGCCUGGAAAGAGGAUUUCAUUGGAGCUUCCUGGGACCAGUCUGUGCCAUAAUCCUGAUAAAUAUAACGUUCUUUGCCCUGACCCUGUGGAUCCUGAGAAACAAACUCUCCUCCCUCAAUGCAGAUGUGUCCACCCUCAGAGACCACAGGUUACUGACCUUUAAAGCCAUCGCCCAACUCUUCAUUCUGGGCUGCACAUGGAGCCUUGGUCUCCUCCAAGUUGGCCCAGCAGCCACGGUCAUGGCGUAUUUAUUCACCAUCGUCAACAGCCUGCAGGGAGCCUUCAUGUUCCUGGUGCAUUGUCUCCUCAAUCGCCAGGUGAGACAGGAAUACAGGAGAUGGCUCAAGGGAUUCCGAACAUUCAGCACGAAAUCUCAGACAUACUAUCUGUCCAUGUCUGCUGUCCCCACCACCAGCACCAAGACGGAUUGUCAGUGCAGACGGAUUAUCCCCGAUGAGCACUCAGCACCGUGAAGAAUUGCCCUUGGCUCCAAUAUCCCUGUGGGUCAGGAUCCAGGGGCUCUGUGCGUCACCUCCCAGAUUCAACACACUGGUUUGCACAUUACACUCUUAGUGGCUUUGGAACCUAUUGUCAUUUUUGUGCUUUUCUUGCCAGGACUAACCUUUCUCUCAGGUGGAGGCGACAGCAACCCAGUCCGGGUUCAAUACCCAGGGGGUUCCAAUACAAAACAGAACCAGCUGGAGCUCUCACCCAGUAAUCUGGGAAAACUUCACACCACCCCAGGUGCCUCCGAGAGGCAAUACGUCCCCUCUCAGAAGCACUGAGUCUCUGUAUAACAAAGAGAACUUUUAAUAAAAAGGAGAAAGGAAUCUGGCAUUAAUCUGAGAAACCUCCCAACCACUAUUUGAAAGCUUGUGACCAUGAGUAAGGCUAAGAUAUUUUUAGUAAAAAUCUCCGACAAGUGGCGGGAAAUAAACAAAAAUUCACGAUUGCCUGUGACCCGUCCUGACUUUCAGUAAAAAGAUACUGACAAAACAGGGAGGCGGGUUCAGCUCAGAGCCACUGCUGCUGGCGCUCCGGGGUCCCCCACCACCAUGGCAGUGAGUGGGAGCUUCGAGGAGCUCCAUGCCACCUGUGAGAAGUGGAAGCUCUAUGGUCCCCCACUUCCCAUGGGGGAUGGGAUGCUGUGGGGUACCCUCACCCCCCAUGGCAGCUGAGAGCUCCCCGGAGUCCCCCCUCUUCCUGGCAUGGCUGGGCAACUGCAGAGGGUCCUCCGUCAACCACCGUGGGGCAGUCGGGGAUGCUUGGUUAUGGAGACAGCCUUCUCCCUGCCGCCGCUGCACCCUACGUAGCCCCUUUCCAAGGUGUCAAGAAGAUCAGCACCGCG